Penicillium diatomitis is the source of this 2295-nucleotide messenger RNA. Its product is annotated as transcription factor domain-containing protein. The annotation marks the transcript as partial. Lineage: Eukaryota; Fungi; Ascomycota; Eurotiomycetes; Eurotiales; Aspergillaceae. Gene Ontology annotation, molecular function: DNA-binding transcription factor activity, RNA polymerase II-specific; DNA binding; zinc ion binding. The transcript is spliced from 6 exons. The record is from RefSeq and is a predicted model, not a curated record. Gene Ontology annotation, biological process: regulation of DNA-templated transcription; DNA-templated transcription.
UGCGACGAGUGCAGACGUUUGAAGGAGAAGUGCGAGGGAGGCACUCCCUGUAAAAGGUGUAUCCACAGUCGACGGCGCUGCGAAAUGAGCCAGCUUUCAAGGACUCGAAACUUCCGUCCUUAUAUUCCUGAAACACGAAUAGCCAAAUCUGACUAUCAGGAAUUGAUUGAUCGCUCGAAAUGUAUGGAGCGCAUAUUGAAACGAACUAUUCGCGGCAUUAGGCUGGAUACCAAAAGUCUUGCCCACCUGGCUGAUACGCUUGACCAUGACGGAGAUAAUGCGGGCGAUGCUGAAUCAGAACCAGCAGCCGAAGUCGAAGAGUUGGAGAUGAACGAUGAGGCGUGCACAAUGGACCCAGUAGAUGAAAAGACAACCCACUUUUCGGGCGAAUUUUCAUAUUGGAACUUCUCAAUGCGGCUCAAACAGCAAAUCGAGCAGAUGGGCGGCUUGGAGUGCCAGUCUCGCAAGGCCGACCACGCCUGGAAUUUUCCCCGAGCCCAUCAUUUACAGCCCGGAAGAAGCCAUCUAUCGGCAGCCAUGUCAUGCUGUCCUCCGCGUCCAGUUGGCGAGUUUCUGGCGAGAGUCUUCUUCAAACACGUUGAGACACAUUACUACCUGGUUGAAAAGGUCUGGCUCAGUGACAAGAUGAGUAUACUCUACGACGACCCCAGCAAGUUCACCACCAAAGGUGGAGAGGUGGUCCUCAGUAUUCUUCUCACGGUAUUCGCCAUUGGAUCUCAAUAUGCACAUCUCGAGUCCUCUUCGAAAGCUCCAAAGGAGCAGCAUGAACAGAGUCUGUCAGAAGAGGACAUUGGGGCGACCUUUUAUCAACAAGCAAUUCGAUUGUUGCCAGAGAUCAUCGAGCUCUCUUCUCUCGAAAGCGUCCAAGCAUGUCUUCUUUUUGGCUAUUAUGCAUUACCGGUGGAUACAUCAGGACUGGGGUAUAUCUACGUCAAUCUUGCGAUUCGACUUGCAAUGCAGAAUGGUAUGCACCGGAAAUGUGCAAGCGGUGCAUUCAGUGCGGCCAUAGUGGAGACGCGUAACCGGGUAUGGUGGACGGCAUACCUUCUGGAACGAAAAAUAUCCAUUUUUCACGGACGGCCCCUCUCAAUAUGCAGGAAAGAUGUCGACGCCUUGUUGCCAGCUUAUCGUGCUGAACAGGACUCCAGUGACACACAGACAUGUGUGGCUCGGGCUGAAGCCUCUAUUCGACUAAUCGAUUACCUUGAGGAGCUAUUCAUCAAUGUAAAUUCUCUUCGGAGCUGCGACAAGUCGCAGAUCCCGAACACCAUUUCGCAUCUGCUUGCCAGCAAGGACUCAUUGAAGGUAUGGUGGGAGUCACUGCCCAGGGAUCUGACAACCACUGCUUUACAGCCACUGCACCAACUACGCUCCGUUAUACACUUUCAACUAGAAUACUGUCUGGUGAGAAUGUUCAUCGGAAGGCCGUUUCUCCUCAAACGAGAAGGUCAAGAAUCAACGUAUACCUCACCCGCGGAAUCUGAAACCACCCCAGCAAGUGAACGUCGGUCGUCCGACAAUGUACGACUGAAAAAUACAUUGAGCCGCAAAACCUUGGUUGAGGACUGUAUCAAGGCAGCCACAGAUGCGCUAAGCAUUCUGCAAGAUCUGCGAGACAGCACGGGCCUCGCCAGAGCGUCAUACAUCGAGUACAGCGCCUGUCGGGCGUCGCUUCUUGUGUUGAUAGCUUACUCUAUUCAACAAUCUUCAGAAAGAUAUCGAAAUUUGCUUCUCAAAGGGCUUGACAUGAUCCGAGAGAUGUCUGCGGCAGGCGAGUCUGCUCGGUCGGAAGUCUACUUGAUCGAGACUUUGGAGCGUGCGCUUGCUCGUCUGCACGCUGGUGUGCAGCAUGCCCAGCAAGCUGACAACGCUACAUCCUGGCUUUCCAUGUCAGGAUACGAAGCUUUCAAGCAUUGGGGGACAAACAUACGAGAAGACAUUGCUCAUGGAGGUACGAGCCUUGAAAGGACACCGACCUCGUCAGGGCCAGCUAUUAGCGAAAGACCCUAUCCAAAUGCGUAUCACACGCAUGCUCAAUCAUUCGGGCAACCAUCGGACAUGCAUUUGAAUCAUGCAAUCCUACCAAUAUCAGAUCAGGAAAUGAGUAUGAUCUUUGACAUUGAUCCCAUUAUGGACAUAUCAUUCUUUGGAGCCGAGAAUGUUUCUCCCUCGUCGACAUGGCCUACUUGGACCGAGGCGCAAGUUCUCGAGCAAUUUCUUACGAAUUCAGAUUCCGGGCCAAGCACAGGAGUUGAUUCGACUCAGGUACCCUGA